AUGGAGAUAAACAAAUUAAUCUUAUAUUUCUACGCAUUAAUAUUAGCAACAAUAUAUACAAAAUGUGUACAUACUAUAUUAAUAUCAGCAGCAUUAAGCAGGGAUCGUGUGGAAAAACAAAAAAAAUCAAAUAUUGUUGCAAUAGUAUACGAUACAACCAACUCUACAAUAGAGUAUAGUAGUGAAUAUUACGAUGUGAUCCUUCUAUUAAAAGAUUUUUUAAAAAACUCUAAAAAACAACUUAAAGAUACAGAAAUUACAAAGAACUUCAAACCAUUAGAUGUAAAAAAUAUAUCUGAUGAAGUAUUUUACCAAAAUUCUAAAAAAGAAAUAAUUGAUUUUUUUUUUUUCUUAGAUCAUAACUAUAAAUAUUUAUUCAACAAAUAUGUUUUAUCGUCUGAAUUAGAUGAAUAUAAUGAUGAUAUAAAUGGGGCACGUGCUUAUUUCAAUAGUAUAUUCAAAUCGAAUAGAAGUACCCCUGAAGACCGUGAAAAAUAUUUUAAUGGGUAUUAUAGGAUUAAAAAAUAUAUAGAUAUAUCAAUAUCCAUAAAUUUUGGUUUUUCUACAGGAUUAUAUAUUUUAUUAAUUCAAAUAGAUCCAGAUAAUAAGAAAUUUAAUUUAAAAUUUACAGAUUAUUUAACAAAACGUGAUGUAAAUGUUUUAGAAACUGCUCAACAAAUAACAAAAGAAAAUGAUCCAGUUUUUCAAAAUUUAAUUAAAACAAUGAAAGAUCUGAGAGUUUAUAAGGCUAGUGGAGUAUUCGAUUCUCCUGACCGUAAAUUAGAACAUUUAUGUUUAAAACGUGAUUAUGGAAUUACAUCCCCAAAUUGGGUUUCAUAUUUUCAUCCACAUAAUGAAACAUUAUGUCAUGUUGAUAUAAAUGGAAAUGGCGAUUGCUUUUUUUAUACAAUAAAGCAUUUAUUACAUCACAACGGAAUUAAUAUUUUGAAUUAUACUCCCAAUGAAAAUGUAAAUGAGAGCAAAUUUGUUCCUUGGUAUUUAGAAAUUAUAAGGAAGUAUCCUAAACAAGAAUUAUUUAACACAAUUGAUCUUAGAUAUAUAACAACAUAUUACAUUAUUAAAUAUUUCCCUGGUUAUAACAAAGAUGACGAUUUAGAUUCUAAAUCCAUACAAAGUAUGCUCGAAAUUCUAUCUAGUCUCGAAAUUUCGAAUUAUCAUUUAAAAAAACAUUCACUAAUUAAAAUGCUGAAAUCGAAUUAUCCAAUUUUAAAAUUCCUCGAUUUGGGAUCAUUUCUCAAAAAAAAACUGAAAUUAAUUAAGGGAAAAGGUGAUAAAGAACCAUAUAAAAACACUGACGCACCACAAAAUAGUCAAAAUUAUUCAACAAAAAAAUUAAAAACUGAUAAAAAAAAACAAACACGCUCAUCCCCAAAUUUAUCAAUUGAUCUUGCAGAUUUAAAACAUAAAACAAAAAAUCAUCAAGGAGUAUUGCAAGCAUCGACCAAAUUAGAAAUAAAUAGUACACUUGAAUCUGCUAGCAAUAUUGAUUACACCAAUAGUGCACCUAGUACUUCUAAAGAAGAAUACGAUAACAAUGUUGAUUACACCAAUAGUGCACCUAGUACUUCUAAAGAAGAAUACGAUAACAAUGUUGAUUACACCAAUAGUGCACCUAGUACUUCUAAAGAAGAAUACGAUAACAAUGUUGAUUACACCAAUAGUGCACCUAGUACUUCUAAAGAAGAACACGAUAACAAUGUUGAUGACACCAAUAGUGCACCUAGUACUCCUAAAGAAGAAUCCGAUAACGAUGUUGAUGACACCAAUAGUGCACCUAGUACUUCUAAAGAAGAAUACGAUAACAUUAAUGACUACAUUAAUAGUGCACCUAGUACUUCUAAAGAAGAAUACGAUAACAUUAAUGACUACAUUAAUAGUGCACCUAGUACUUCUAAAGAAGAAUAUGAUAACAUUAAUGACUACAUUAAUAGUAUACAUAGUAUUUCUAAAGAAGAAUAUGAUAAAAAACGUAAUAAAACAUAUGCUAAAAAUGAUGAAUUAAAUAAUCCAGCAAUAGAAGAAUAUAAUUGUGAUGAAAUUUUAGAAGAAAUCAAUGAAUUAAAUAACAGAGUGUAUGAAUUAAUUUUUUUCAAAUUAAUAUCACUGAAAGAAAAUAAUACAAUUGAGAUAACAGAUAAUAGUAUUCCCGGAGAGUUAAUUCCAAAAUUAAAAGGAAAAUUAUUAAAAUCAAAAGUUUUAUCUUCACAUCCUUUCAAAGACAUUCCCAAAAGAGGUGAUGUCUUUCCAUUUUUUAAUUUUAAUGAUAUAAAAAAACAAUUAUUUCAUCCAUUUAAUAUGAAAAGCUAUCAUAAUAUUGAUUUAUAUGGUGUAAUUGUAUAUACCACUUUUAACAAAGAACUAAUAAGAAAAAGAGAUAAAAAAAAAACCUAUAGUUUGAUAUUUAGCUUGCAUGGGGAUGAUUUAUCUUAUUCUUCGAUACUCAAUAAUGAUUAUCAUUUUACACAUAAUUAUGUACUUAUUGAAACAAAAACAAUGCACCAAAAAGCGUUAGCAUUAUUUUAUGAAAGGACAAGACCAGGUCAUUCACAUUGGGGAGAUGAAACUGAUUAUAAUGCUUUUCAAAAAAUGUUUAAUAUUGGUUUAAUUACAUUUAUGCAUGAUUCGACAAAACUAUUUUUUCCUAAAAUGAAUUUUGAAGAAUACCCUAAUUAUUUUCUAAUAUACUUUUUUUCAGAAAUGCAUUUUGAGCCUGCGGUUCAUGUCAUAUAUAAUCGAAACAGUAUAACUUAUAGAUCAUCUUAUGAACGAAAUCAUAUUCCUAACUCUAUAACAAAUAUACCAUAA
Messenger RNA from Plasmodium berghei ANKA, 2826 nucleotides. RefSeq names its product conserved Plasmodium protein, unknown function. The record is from RefSeq and is a predicted model, not a curated record. Bases 1 to 2826 code for a protein of 941 amino acids. Lineage: Eukaryota; Apicomplexa; Aconoidasida; Haemosporida; Plasmodiidae. The transcript has a single exon.